AUGGACUUCUACCAUGGGAGCCUGCAAUGUUGGUACUCGAAAGUCCUGAUAUUAAAGAACUUGCACAAGGUGAAGAUAUUUUUGAAGCAGAAACUCAUCACUUUGGUUUGCUGGAAAAGAAAUGAUGAGAGGAAAAGAUUUACUCACCCCGCUCCGUGAACGAACCAGUGAAAAUACAAAAAUCAUCGCGAAAAUACAAAAGCAAGGGCAGGGAGCGCGAGGGAGCCUGUUGUGGGUGCAGAGACUCAGAAAAAUAUGAUUGCAUUUUAUCAUAAAAAGCAGGAAGAAGCGAAAAAGCUAAUGUCGGUAGAUGAAGAUGAGUAUUUAAAUUCUGCUUGGGCUGAUCCGAAGAAUUUGAAGAGACAAUUGAAUGGGACAGGAGAUGUGAGGUGGAGGAUUUAG
Blepharisma stoltei is the source of this 402-nucleotide messenger RNA. The record is from the annotation of a GenBank genome assembly. Lineage: Eukaryota; Ciliophora; Heterotrichea; Heterotrichida; Blepharismidae.